Capsaspora owczarzaki ATCC 30864 is the source of this 1601-nucleotide messenger RNA. RefSeq lists its product as hypothetical. The record is from RefSeq and is a predicted model, not a curated record. The transcript is spliced from 10 exons. Gene Ontology annotation, molecular function: protein-lysine N-methyltransferase activity; protein binding. The coding region runs from base 19 to 1557 and encodes 512 amino acids. NCBI's taxonomy places the organism in Eukaryota, Filasterea, Ministeriida, Capsasporidae. Gene Ontology annotation, biological process: peptidyl-lysine monomethylation.
UUCGUGGCUGUCGCUCGGAUGGCAUUCCCUCCACAGCCAGGACGCUCGGUUCCGGCACUGGCCGCGGCCAUACUCGUCCUCCACUGGCUCUUGCUUCCAAGCGUCUCGUUCGUCCAAGCACAGGAAGGGCGGCUUGUUGGCGGGACCGCACAGGUGCAGCGGAUCAUUGAUCUCGUGAGCUGGGCGCGCAGGGCUGAGAUUGAAAUGGCGCGCGUCGACAUUCGACCGUCCACAGACACGUCCGCAUCCGCCAAGUUCCUGUUCGAAUCAAGGGGGCUGGGACUCGUGCUCAAUGCUCCCGCUAGACGUGGCGAGGCGAUCGUGACUUUGCCACCGCGUGCAAGAUUCCGAGUGCCAGCUUUCGACUCGGCUCUCCGAUCGUUGAUUGAUGAAUUCAACGAACAACACGACAACGCAAUCGAUCCAAUGACGGCGUUGGCAUUGGGCUUGAUGUACGAGCGGAGCCGUGCCGAUUCGCCUUGGCGUGCCUGGCUUCGAAUGCUUCCUGAUCCGAUUGAAUCCAUGCUUGAGUGGAAUGAUGUCGAGCUGUGGCCAGUGGAGCAACUUUACGUCAAAGAAUUGCGCGAGGAGCGUAUUCGCAACCUCGAGGCUGUGUACGAGAGCGUCAUCACUCCCUUUAUCGACACCUACGAAAGUGAUCUCGUCGGCGUGGACUUUACCAUCGAGGCUUUUGUAUGGGCUGCCGUUAUUGCACAAACGCGCGGGCUGCACGAGUCCGAGAAGAAUGGCCUGUCCCUGUUGCCAAUCGUCGACAUGAUCAAUCACCACCGAGAACCGAAUGCGGUCGUGGUGGCCAGUGGACCAAACAUUCUCGUCCGGACGAAAACGAGCUUGAAAGCUGGAGAGGAGAUUACAAUCGACUACGAAAUGUCUUCGCAUGUAUUGUUGCUCCUGUACGGGUUUGUUGAAAUGUCCGAGAAUCUCGAUUUCUAUCCCAUUCGCUUGAGUUGGGAAUCAAAGGACAUUGAUUACCCGCGGCGGCUGCGUCUUCUCGAGGGUCGCGGCCUCUCCAGUCCUUGGUACGAGUUCCGUCUCUGGCCGUCUAUCGACGAACCGAUCGACGAUGAUUUGCAAUUUGCGAUGCGCGUCAUGGUCGCCAACGAACACGAGCUCGCCAUUCUCGAGCAGCGCGAGAAAGCGGCCUCGCCAGAUGCCAACAGCGAAAUUUCAAUUGCGCAUGAGCGUCGCAUGUUGCGUCGCCUGCUGCAGCAAAUUCACGAAGCAUGUCCUGUGCAACACGCUGAAAUGGACGCUCUUCGAACCUAUGGCCUCCAACACCAUGAGUGCUACCGAUGCCUCUCAUCGUUUGCGUACGCAGUUGCUGCAAAAUCAACCAUCAUCACGGUGCGCGACGCGCUGACCAAGCGACUCGAUGAGCUCGAGCAGCCCCAGGCAUCUGUGGCCGAGGACGGUAACCCCCACCGAGACUGGAUGGAGCCGGAUACAAUCGCUCCCGCUGACCAUGCACCAUUCUAUGACGAAGACGCCGCAGUGCAAGUACAGCAAGUGGUAUACCUGCCACAACACGAGUUAUGAAAAAUGUAUCAAUCCAUCUUGUUCAAACACGAAUUUUAUCGAGA